Messenger RNA from Fusarium tjaetaba, 1374 nucleotides. RefSeq lists its product as uncharacterized. The transcript has a single exon. NCBI's taxonomy places the organism in Eukaryota, Fungi, Ascomycota, Sordariomycetes, Hypocreales, Nectriaceae. The record is from RefSeq and is a predicted model, not a curated record. Bases 1 to 1374 code for a protein of 457 amino acids.
AUGGGUUCCCUCCUCCCUCUCAACUCAGGAUGCCCAUCCUUUAUCGUGCUGCCCUCCGACAACAGACCUCAGCAGACAGGAGCCAUCGCCCGUCUCCCCGUCGAGCUGAUACGCAUGGUAACCAAGAAUAUGGACAAGCCCAGAAUCAAAGACCUUCGAUCCCUGGCCUUAUCUUCAGCUGGGCUCUUCAACGUCAUCCGUCCCUCGUACUACAAAUCAGGCAGCUUUGAAGACUUCCGCGAAGCACUAAAGACUGCAGACGUGGCCCGAAUGGAGCGCAGCUACCAGUUCGGCGGUGUUGAUGUCUCCAUCGUGUGGGGGAAGAAGUACGUCAAGUGCAAAUGUCGCAACAAGCUUGCAAAGCACCGCCAGCACCGACCGAUUGACAUUCUUCUGUUUCGCAUCAUCAAAGGAGAAUGGAACCCAAACAUUGCGAAUGCUCUCAUGUGGUUGUGCUCGAAGGGAUUCUCGCUCCGACACUGGCCCCGACACCACCACUCUCUUUCAUCACAGAGCAACAUGAUGCCAGAGUCUCUGGUUCAGCUUUUUCAGAGAGGGAUAGCCGACCCUGACAAAGUGCAAGGAGUCUGUAAGAUGAUCCAGUUCCUUAGCGGUCAGGGUCUGCCCAUCCCUCUCCGUGUGUACCCUGAACGAGCCCCAGGCUUUAGAGAACAGGAACGACAAUGCAAUUGUUCUGACUGCGGUCCCCUCCUGCAUCCAGGAUGGCUUGAAACUACCAUGGCCAUUGCCCUCCGCUCCCAUUGUCCUCCUAUGAUCCUCGAAGUCCUUCUUCAAGAGUACGCCAAACGCGGACUUUUCCUCACUGACCUGGAACUGGAUACUUGGGCGCCCCCGCCAGCGAUGGAAGAUUGGUACGACGCCCAGGAACCUUUCUUCCCCGGCAGACCCCACCACGAGCCGUGGUUCAUCGAGACCGACUUUGCAAUCGUAGUCACCUAUCUGUACCGUGACCUCAUGGACCCUACUUCCAACUGGGAAGAGGAGUACCUGGGACAAGCCGCCGACAUCUGGGAGGCCAAGAUGAAACUGCUCAUACGCUACAGCGCCAUCGACGAGCAUGAGCUGUCUUUGUUCCAGGGAAUUCUGAAGGCUCUUCGAGACAUCGCCGAAAUGCCCAAGCCGAGCCCGGCCACCCAUGCAUCCGACGGGAAAUACCGCUGGAGCGCAUUCCGCAAGGCUAUUCGAGAUUCUGCAUCGGCGCCUGAGCUCAUGAGCACGUAUUGGGGUAUAUCUGAUUGGGACGAGGAGGAGUUUCCUGAGGAGACACGUCGUCCGCACCGGUUUUAUAUUGACGAGGAUAUAAAUCCCAAGUUCUGGAACAUUGGAAGUGCUGUCGUCAGAUCUCACGAUUGA